AUGGGAGACGGGGGAUGGUUGUGGUCCUGCUAAUGCAAACAACAAAACGGGCACAUUAGGCGCCCCGGACAGAGGCGAUCACCACUGUGACUGUUGGCCAAAGCUACAGAAGAAGCGAGAGUGUCAAAGCCGAGAGCAGCGACAUUGGUAGCCGCUUCACCUGCCUGCUGGGGCGGCAGAAGUGAGACGGCUGAGGACUGGAAGGAUGGUGCAGUCCUGUUCCGCCUACGGCUGCAAGAACCGGUAUCAUAAGGAUAAGCCUGUUUCUUUUCACAAGUUUCCUCUUACUCGACCCAAUCUUUGUAAAGAAUGGGAGGCAGCUAUCAGAAGAAAAAACUUUAAACCCACCAAGUAUAGCAGUAUUUGUUCAGAACACUUUACUCCAGAUUGCUUUAAGAGGGAGUGCAACAACAAGUUACUGAAAGAGAAUGCUGUACCCACAAUAUUUCUUUGUACUGAACCACGUGACAAGAAGGAAGAUCUGGAGCCACAGGAACAGCCUUCCCCACCUCCUUUAAAACCUCCCAUUUCCCAGGUUGAUGCUGCUAUUGGAUUAUUAAUGCCUCCUCUUCAGACCCCUGAUAAUCUCUCAGUUUUCUGUGAUCACAACUAUACUGUGGAGGAUACAAUGCACCAGAGAAAAAGGAUUCAAGAGCUAGAACUGCAAGUCGAAAAACUCAGAAAGAAGCUCAAGACUGCACAGCAACGAUGCAGAAGACAAGAACGACAGCUUGAAAAAUUAAAGGAGGCCAUACACUUCCAGAAAGAGAAAGACGUACCGGAGCGAGAGAGAGGAAGAGAGAGGGAUAGAGAGAUAGAAACAUCGAUGAGAGAGAAUCAGUUGCCUGCCUCCUGCACGCUUCAAGCUCACAACCCUGGCGUGUGCCCUGACGGGGAAUCGAACCAUGACCUGGGUUCAUGGGUCAAUGCUCAACCACUGUACCACACUGGCCGGGCCAUAAUAUGGUAGGUAAUCUUGAACUUAACUAAUUGAUUUUGGUCAAGGCUUCACAUAAAAAAUGAUUUCUUCACUUUUACCAUAAAUUAGAAAUUAUAUCUCACUUAAAUGAUUUAUAUACAAAAGCAACUUAAUAUGUAGAGUUUAUUUUCCUGAAUGUUGAGAUUUAAACACUGAGGUUUCUGUUCAAACUGUGAAUUGUAUUCUGACUUUGUGAUAAAUUUUGCAUAUAUUUGAAAUGAAAUAUGUUCUGAGUAAAGAAAUACUGCCAUAGCAUGUACCUACUUAGAUUUAAAGUAACAGUUUCAACUAUAAUUAUUUUAAAUUUCAAAGUACACUGAGAUAGUUGAAGAAUAACAGACCUUUUAAGACAGUAUUAAAAAUGAUGCUCAAAGUGUUUUUAUAGACCUAUUUUUCAGUGUAAUUCACUGCAAGGCUGCCAAUAGAUAGUACUUUGAUUCAUGGAGAUUUGAUCUUUGAUGAACCAGUAUUUCAAAAACAGAACAUUUUGAUUUGAAGAUUACUUGAAGCUAUUUAGUCUGAUAAUAUUUAGAACUAAUUCUAAUGAAUCACAACAUUUUCCAGUUGUAAAGUCUCCAUUUCAUCUCUCUAGCAAUUCUUGGAGGAUAUGUGGAUAAAUAUUUUGUUUUUAUAUAAAUUGUUGUCUACAUAAAAGAAAAUCUGUGUGUGUGUGUGUGUGUGUGUGUGUGUACACAUGGGCAUAUGCGUGUGUACAUGCAGGCAUGUGUGUGUGUCCAGAAUGAAGAAUCCAACAUUGAAUUGUAAAAGUGAUGAUGAUAAUUACUAAACAUCUUAGCAUUAUGACUUAACCUGGAACUAUUUUCUUUUCAUGACAGACAUAAAUCCAUGCUUGGAGAGAGCUGAGCAAGAAACAUGUAUACCAACUGUUUGCAUAUAAAUAAUAUGUCAGUUUAACAUAGGGAUUUUGAGGUACAGGUGCUUAUUUCUGAAUUUAAGAUGUAACAUUUGUUGAAUGUUUUAAAAAUUCAUUUUGUCUAUUAUUUAUAACAUUGCCAAGAAAAGGAUAACAUUUAGGCUAAAAUAGGUCCUGUUCAAACAUAGUGAAACUCAUUCUAAAACAGGGACAAGAUUUCAAUCUGAAACAAAUUGGGAGAGGGCUUGUGAACUGCAGCAUAUUCUGAAAGGUAACAUUUAUUUUAGCAUAUAGCAACACACUAAAAUAUCCACCUGUGUGUGACAUAAUCUAGCUAUAAUUAAUGGGGAGAAGAAAUAAUUGUUUCUUAAUAGAACUGCUAGGAAAACAAUAGAGUUUUAGAAUUAGAAGGGACUUAGAAAUCAUUGAACACUAGCCCAACCUCUAAACCCUGGAAGAAAUUUCCUUGUAAAAUAUUGCUGGCAGUUGUCAUCUGUUCUUUCAUUGCUGUUUACAUUUAAUCAGUUCUGCUUAGAUUCUUUAAAUUGGGUUUUGGGAUUAGGAUAGAAUUAGUUGCCACUUUUUAUACUUGUUUAUAAUAAAAAUAUAAACUUCACUUUGAACUGCUGCAUAGUUGAACUGUCAAAUUCUAAAUUACAGAAUUUUGAAUUUUUGUAAAAUAAUUCAAAUGUUUACUAAUUGUUACAUCUGUUAUGUGUGCUAAAAAUAUUUCUGCCAUUGAAGUAAAAAACAGUGGGGUCUAAAAUGACUAGCACAACUUUUCACUUGGAAAUCCAAGAACAUGAAAUUACUUUCCUUUAUAAUUUGUGUAAUCCCUUUCUUAGCAGUAUAAUGAUAAUGGUGAAGGCAAAUAAAAGUUUCACUUGAAUGUACGUUUUUUAGGUUAAAUUAAUGUGGACUUUUUUAGGUUAAAAUUCUCUGAUCACUUGAGUUAUCAAAAAAAUUGUACACACAUGCACAAUACCCAACACCUGUGGCUUUUAUAAAACCAGUAGUAAGUGACAUAAAGUAAUGUAUUUAAAAGUC
Myotis myotis is the source of this 2900-nucleotide messenger RNA. It is a transcript of the gene THAP1, whose product is annotated as THAP domain containing 1. Gene Ontology annotation, molecular function: sequence-specific DNA binding. The coding region runs from base 206 to 970 and encodes 254 amino acids. The transcript is spliced from 4 exons. NCBI's taxonomy places the organism in Eukaryota, Metazoa, Chordata, Mammalia, Chiroptera, Vespertilionidae. The record is from RefSeq and is a predicted model, not a curated record.